GUCUGGACCACUAUCGGGAUCAUAUUUCUUCCACAUAAAUUCCAUAUUUUUUCCUCGUCCACAACCACAGCCUAUUGGAACAACAACACCCAUGCGAUGGCCUGAGUCUAUGGAACACUUGUGUUGAACUUUUGUGAGUUUCUGUUGGGAAUUAUCGCCAUUAUGAAGUGAUUAUAUCUGGAAUUUUACUCCGCUCACGGGAAAAGAAAAGUUAAGAACUGAAGCAGUCCCGUUUGGGUCUUCCAUACUCCGUCACCAUGUCAGACUCCGUGUCCGUGGCCGGGUCUUCAGUGGCCGGGUCGACCGGAGCUAGCAGCGUGUCGUCCGGGUCCGCUGUGGGGCCACCACCGGGCAGCGCCGGGGGUAGUACUGGUCCUCAACAGGGACUAGGGACCAAUGGACGGUUGCUCAUGUUAUGUAUGCGUGGAGAGUGGGGAAGUAUUGAAUCUAUUCUUAGGAAUGCAGAGAAGGGAGACCCUGAAAUAAACAGAGCUGAUGAGGAGACAGGAAUUACAUCAUUCAUGCUAGCCGCAAAGGAUAACAAAAUAGUGAUCUCAGAAAGACUGUAUGAACUCGGAGCACACAUCAACACAAAAGCAAAGGAUGGACGGACGGCUCUUCAUUUUGCGGCGGCCUCGGCGAAGGAUGAGAUGACCAAACUACUCCUCGCUAAGAAAGUUGACUCCUCAGCAGUGGGUGGGCCUGACAGCCAGAUGGCAAUCCACAUGGCAUCAGGGAGGACUAGUGGUGGACUGCUGCAAGUACAGCUACUGCUCAAGAGCUCUGGAAAGGAUGCCAGGCUAGUUAAAGAUGCUAAUGGUUGCAUCCCCCUCUUCCUUGCCGUUGAGGCAGGGAACAUGUCCGUUGCUCGAGAGCUUCUAACCCACCAGCGGGAGGAACAACUGAAGGCGGUCCGCACGGAUAACGGUGAAACUCCUCUCCAUGUUGCCUGUAGGAAGAAGGAUGUAGACAUCUGUAAGAUGCUUGUGGAUUGCGGAGCAAACGUCAACAUAAAAAAUGAAGAAGGCCAUACUCCGCUUCACAUCGCUGCAUGGGCGGGGGAGGAACUAAUAUUAAAAACACUCUACUUGGCCAAAGCAGAUGCAAAUAUAUUGGAUAAGUUUGAUCGUUCACCUCUCCACAUCGCUGCUGAGAAUGGCAACACAGGGACAGUGGAGUUACUGGUGGAUAAAUUCAAGGCCAACGUAUCGGCAAGGACUAAGGACGGCAGUACCUUGAUGCACGUUGCGUCCCAGUAUGGUCACCCUGAGACUGCCCUAAUGUUCCUUAAGAAAGGCGUACCACUUCACAUGCCGAACAAGGCGGGUGCCGUUUGUCUACAUGCAGCAGCCAAGCGAGGUCACGUAGCAGUGGUCAAGUCUCUACUUACUAAGGGUUCCCUAGUUGAUGCAACUACAAAGGAUAACUACACAGCAUUACACAUUGCAGUUCAGCAUUGCAAGCCACUAGUAGUACAGACACUGUUGGGGCAUGGGGCACAAGUGCAACUCAAAGGAGGGAAGGCGGAGGAAACUCCAUUACAUAUAGCGGCACGCAUCAAGGAGGGGGAGAAAGUAGCAGAGAUGCUCUUGAAGAGCGGGGCAGAGGUCAACGCAGUCAUGGGGAAUGGCGAGACAGCUAUGCACACAGCGGCUAGGCACGGUCAUCUACUCAUGGUACAAGCGUUAUUGGAGGAAGGAGGGGAUCCUGUCUGCCAGUCUAAGUCAGCAGAAAAUCCUCUCCACAUUGCAGUCCGCCACGCUCACUUCCCGAUAGUCAAAGAGAUCCUUCAGUUUCUACACAAUGAGAUGUCCAGAUUGGAUGCUGUCAUGGCUGUCAAUGAACAGAGCUCGGAGGGCGAGACACCACUUCACUACGCUGCUGAGAUUACCAAAGAGAUGAUUCACUACCCUACUGAAGAUACCGAUAUCAUGGACUUAUUGCUACAGUAUGAUGCAGACAUUAACCUAGUCACCAAGCUGACUCAAGAAUCAUCUCUCCACUACUGCGCCCGGGCCGGCAAUAAUGACAUCAUGAUCAAGAUGAUCAACCACCUCGGCCCUAACCGAACACAGCUAGCUGUCAACAGACAGAGCAAGAACGGUUGGUCUCCACUGUUGGUUGCUAGCGAAGAAGGCCAUGUUAAAAUCGUCAAACUGUUACUACAGAGCAACGCAAGAGUUGAUGUAUUUGAUGAACAUGGCAAAGCAGCCCUUCAUCUUGCCUCGGAGAACGGUCACAAAGAAGUUGCAGAUAUCCUGCUGUGGCAUAAGGCAUUUGUUAACGCCAAGUCAAAGUUGGGCAUCACACCCCUUCACCUAGCGGCCCAGAAUGGUCACAAUGAUCUCAUUAAACUACUUGUCUCCACACACAGUGCAACCAUCGAUGCCUUGUCACUGGCUAAGAAGACGCCUCUACACCAAGCAGCUCAAAAUGGCCAACUCGAAGUCUGUGAGACCAUGCUGCAACUGAAGGCGGACUCCAACGCCACGGACAUGCAUGGACAGACUCCGUUACAUCUGGCAGCCAAGAAUGAUCAUGCAGACAUUGUCAAGCUGUUCCUGAAGCACAAACCAGAACUCGUCACAAUGGCCAACUCGGAUGGAUCUACGUGUGGUCACAUCGCUGCAUCUAAGGGUAGUGUUGCUGUCAUCAAGGAGCUGCUAAGAUUCAAUAAGAUCGGCGUCUGUACUGCAAAAAAUAAGACAAAUGACUCCACUGCUUUGCAUUUAGCUGCUGGAGGAGGCCACCAGGAAGUUGUGUCCGUUCUUAUCAAUAACGGAGCAUCAGCAACAGAAGAAAAUGCUGAUGGGAUGACGGCAAUCCACCUCGCCGCUAAGAACGGUCAUGUGCCAGUCCUGGACGCCCUCAAGGGUAAAGUAUCCUGGAAGGCGCCCAGCGUCAAGACAGGUCUGACUGCCCUCCACAUCGCCGCUCACUACGGUCAGAGUGACUUUGUCCGUGAGAUGCUGACCAAGGUGCCUGCUACGGUACGGAGUGAGCCCCCGGCCUCAAUGCCAGGGGACCUGAAAGAGAUCUCAGUACAUGAUUAUGGCUUGACACCUUUGCAUCUGGCCUCACAGUCUGGCCAUGAGGGUCUGGUACGGUUAUUGCUCAACUUCCCUGGUGUUCAACCAGACAUGCCGACACAGGAACUGGGAACUAUCCCACUGCAUCUAGCGUCGCAAAGUGGACACACGGCGGUCGUUGGUCUUCUCCUCAGCAAGUCAACCACACAGUUGCACGUCAAGGACAAGCGAGGGCGCACUGGCCUCCAUCUGGCCGCAGCGAACGGCCACUAUGAUAUGGUGUCUCUGUUACUAGGUCAGGGGUCGGAUAUUAACUCCUUCGAUAAGAAUGGAUGGACUCCGCUUCAUUUCGCCUCCAAGGCUGGCUUCCUCAACGUGGUCACGCUAUUAAUAGAAAGCGGAGCAUCACCAAAGUUUGAAACAAAGGAUGGUCGCGUAGCGAUCUGUUACGCAGCCAUGGCCAAUCAUCUUGCUGUACUCAGCUUUCUGAUGAAGAAAGAUCAUAACACGCAGCACCUCAUGGAAGACAGAAAGUUUGUCUUUGACUUGAUGGUCUGUGGUCGCUACAACAACAAUGAGUCCAUCCAGGAAUUUAUUCUUCGCUCCCCCGCCCCUAUCGACACAGCUGCAAAACUCUCCAAGAACUUUCGUGUGCAGUCGACGCGAGAGAAAGAGAGAGCGCGGGACCUGACCGAGGCAGGUACCUUUUGCGAAUGCAUGGCGGUGGAUCUGCUGUCGGUGUCGGCGAGCACAAGUUCGGCCGGUCACCUUCUGAGAUCGGUGGACAGCCGGGGGAUUGCGUUCUUGGACAUUCUAAUCGAGUGCGAGGAGAAGGAAGUUGUGGCGCAUCCGUCAGUGCAGCGCUACCUCUCGGAUCUCUGGAUGGGGAGUCUGACGUGGGCCUCCUGGAAGAUCUUUCUCCUCUUCCUGGUGUUCAUCAUCCUCCCCCCGAUCUGGGUCUUCUUCUCCUUGCCGCUCAAGUGUCGCUUCAACAAACUACCCAUCAUCAAAUUCAUGGGUUACCUCGUGUCGCAUAUUUACCUGAUCGCACUGCUGUGUCUUACGACGGUUGUAACGCCAUUCAUCGAAGCUUUCAUCCUGUCGGAGUCGCUGGUUCCCAGUUGGUAUGAGUGGCUGCUACUUGCAUGGUUGACAGGAAUGUUAAUCUCGGAGAUCACGAACCCCGGGGACAGACAGGGUCUUGGGUGGAUACGUGUGAUCAUACUCGCAUUCUCCGCGGUGGCCUGCGUGAUACAUAUUAUCGCCAUACCGUUCACCGGCACCACACGGUUAAACCUGAUCUAUGCUCGGAACCAGCUCUUUGCCUGGUGUCUGCUUUUCUCGUUCGCCGCUCUACUGGAGUUUCUUUCCUUCCACCACCUUUUCGGACCGUGGGCUAUCAUCAUCCGAGACCUCAUGAAGGAUUUGAUGAGAUUCAUGGUCAUCCUGCUUAUAUUCCUGGUCGGUUUCAUGUUGCAUCUCUCCGCCGUUUACCAGCCAGUGUAUAAAAUCGACCCAGACGCCAACGUGAACGACACGACGAUUCAGACCCCGGUCGACACAUUCAAUAUUCUCUUCUUCUCGCUCUUUGGACUCGUGGAACCGAACGACCUACCGGGCACCAAUCGCAAUCCAGCCUUCACCACAAUUCUGAUCAAGAUUGUGUUUGGCACGUACCUCAUCGUCACGUUGAUUGUUCUGAUCAAUUUACUGAUCGCUAUGAUGAGUGACACGUACCAGCGUAUCCAGGCUCAGUCCGACGUGGAGUGGAAGUUCGGCCGAGCCAAGCUGAUCCGUAAAAUGAAUAAGUCGUCAGCAACACCUGCGCCACUCAAUAUCUUCACCAAGCUCGCCACUUACUGCAAGGCGGCGUAUAAACACAAAGGUAAAGUUUGUAGCGCUCAGGCUCGAGAUUACAUCAAUGACAAUGAGGAGGAUGCUGCAUCAGAUGCUCGCUCCAUCGACCCUUUCGGCCAGGGUAACUGGCUCAGGAAUGUCGUCAGAAGAAACACACAAGUGGCACCGGAUGGUGGCUUUCUCCGUGCAGGAAACGGGAACGGUCCAAUCCGGAUCGAGGAGGUACUGGACUGGGAUAAAGUGGUGCGUCGUUACCUCGUCAUUAAGGGUCUUGAGGAAGACGUUAAAGAAGAUGACGACCCUGGGGGAGAAGAUGUACAGACGCAUCAGAAUAGUAACGCCAAGAGCGACGGAAUGAAGACAACAAAUCAUUUAGUCUGAGGGUGAUGGGGCAGGACCGAUAUUUCACGAAGCCAACCAAGGCAAUUGCCUCCAUGCCCCCUAGUCAUUGCCUUGGUGCCCUUGAAAUGCU
Molecule: messenger RNA, 5358 nt
Organism: Asterias rubens (European starfish)
Lineage: Eukaryota; Metazoa; Echinodermata; Asteroidea; Forcipulatida; Asteriidae
Product: serine/threonine-protein phosphatase 6 regulatory ankyrin repeat subunit A-like
Exons: 29
Coding region: 258-5267 (1669 amino acids)
Biological process (GO): calcium ion transmembrane transport; GPI anchor biosynthetic process
Cellular component (GO): membrane; glycosylphosphatidylinositol-N-acetylglucosaminyltransferase (GPI-GnT) complex
Molecular function (GO): calcium channel activity; protein binding
Source: RefSeq, a predicted model, not a curated record